AUGUGGGCUCUUUACAAAAGGCAACAAGGAUUAACAGAAGAACUUUCAGAAGAAGAUGUGAAUAAUUUUAAUGAAAGAAUCUCUGCAGAUAAACUAAUAAUUGACUUAGAAGAUAAUUAUUUAGAGGUUGACUCUCAGGAAGCUGAUCACAGAAUUAGAGAUAAGUUUGCUACACAUUUCCAAGAAAAAGAUAAAGUUGAAGCAUUUUUAAUAGACAAGUGCCUAGAUAAAGCAAUUAAAAGGUUGCCAAUUUCUUCUAUAAAGAAGUUUAUUAAAAUCAGAGAGGAAAUAGAAACCUAUGCAGUUGCUUUGAGAUUAGCUAAUAGUAAAGGUUGGAGAACUGCUUUGCAAAUUGUUGGAAAAGAAACUGAUAUGGCAAAAGAAUUUUUUAAGAAGACUAUAGAAACAGUUGAGCAGGUUCAAUAUUUAAAUAGGCAAGAUUUUUUGGAUCUUAUCAGAAUUAAAUUCAGCAGACUUGCUAACCAGAUUAUGGGUCUAGAAACACUGCCAUCUAAAGUAGAUACACUAGUUUCUUUUAUAGUUUGGCUUGACCUUAAAUAUUUCUUUUCAAAUUGUGCAGAUGUUCUAGCUGCAGUUUUAAAAGAGCAUUUAAAGGUACAACUAUUAGAUUCUACUAAAGAUUAUAAAGUUAAAAAACUUUUUUAG
Molecule: messenger RNA, 666 nt
Organism: Cetraspora pellucida
Lineage: Eukaryota; Fungi; Glomeromycota; Glomeromycetes; Diversisporales; Gigasporaceae
Source: the annotation of a GenBank genome assembly